Striga asiatica is the source of this 306-nucleotide messenger RNA. The record is from the annotation of a GenBank genome assembly. NCBI's taxonomy places the organism in Eukaryota, Viridiplantae, Streptophyta, Magnoliopsida, Lamiales, Orobanchaceae.
AUGGAACAAUACAACUCCCCUGACGAGAAGCCAUGGGUUCCCAUCUUGAAACCAAGGAAAUCUGGAGUGGUGGCCUACGGUAAAUUCGCUGUGGACGAGUACAACAAAUCCAGCCACUCCAGCCUGGAGUACAAGAGCGUCCUGCAGGGGCCCAGCGAAAAAUUGGCGGGAGAAAGUACACGUGGCUUGACAUCAAUACCUCAAAUGGGAAGUACAUCAAUACCUCAAAUGGGAAGUACAGGGCAGAUAUGUACGGCUGGUGAGGUUCCAACGGUCACAAAGUCCUCAUCUCCUUUAACAAAUUAA